AUGGAUGGACGUACAGCUGGCUGGGCCUCUGAGGGCUCUCACGGUCAUAGCCUGGAGCCUUCUUUGCUGCCUACGCUGCUGGGGCUGCACAUUACGGCUUGGGAUGCUCUGCGUCUCUUCCCGUGCUUGCUGUGGAGUCUGCUCGCUAUUGUUUGUGCUGUUGUCUUCCUGCAGUAUCCUAUUGUACACGGAAGGCCUGCACAUUUGCUGCCGAUGCUGGGGGCUCUUCAGUCUGCUAUGCCGUCAUUCAUGUGUAGUUGUUUGAUAUUAAUGUAUCAUAGAGAACGCAUCUUAUUAUUUGGCCUACCCCGAGAGACAGCAAAAUCUUUUUCAGGCUUUUACUGCAUUCUCUCUGCUCUUGGAUGCCUAGUCUAUUUAACUCUUCUUAUGACUACUGUCUUUGUCUUCCAGGUUGAUAGGACAGAAGAGCCUGCGUAUUUCUUUUUAUCUUCUUCUUGGUUGUUAGUCACUAUACUCUGCAGCCAGCAGCAGCAGCAGAAGCAGCAGCAGCAGCAGCAAGAGCAGCUGCAACAGCUGCAGCUGAGGCAGCAGGAGCAGCUUGAGAGGCUGCUGCUGCAGCGGCAGCAGCAGCAGCUACAGAAGGAGCAGAAGCAACACCAGGAGGUGCUGCAGCAGGAGGUGCUGCAGCAGGACAUGCUGCUGCUGCAGCAGCAGCUACAGAAGGAGCAGCAGCAGCAGGAGGAGCUGCUCCACCAGGAGCUGCUGCAGUACGAGAUGCUGCCGCAGGAGCAGCAGCAGCAGGAGUUGCAAGAGCUGCUGCUGCAGCAGCAACAGCAGCAACAGCAGCAGCAGCUGCAACAGCAGCAGCAACAGCAGCAGCAGCGGUAG
Molecule: messenger RNA, 849 nt
Organism: Eimeria acervulina
Lineage: Eukaryota; Apicomplexa; Conoidasida; Eucoccidiorida; Eimeriidae
Exons: 5
Coding region: 1-849 (282 amino acids)
Source: RefSeq, a predicted model, not a curated record